Messenger RNA from Ostreococcus tauri, 707 nucleotides. RefSeq names its product Exodeoxyribonuclease III xth. The annotation marks the transcript as partial. Gene Ontology annotation, molecular function: phosphoric diester hydrolase activity; endonuclease activity; double-stranded DNA 3'-5' DNA exonuclease activity. Gene Ontology annotation, biological process: base-excision repair. Lineage: Eukaryota; Viridiplantae; Chlorophyta; Mamiellophyceae; Mamiellales; Bathycoccaceae. The record is from RefSeq and is a predicted model, not a curated record. The transcript has a single exon. Gene Ontology annotation, cellular component: nucleus.
CGGGAGGGAUCGCGCGUGAGGAUGCGGUGGCGCGUGGGUACGGCGCGCGGGCGUACGUCACGAGCGAGGCGCGGCGCGGAUACGCGGGCGCGGCGAUGUUCGUCCGCGACGGGUUUCAAUCGACGAUGCGAACGAUCGAGGCGACGGCGCUGUCGAAGUACGCGUUGAGUGAUGGGGAAAAAGAGGUUUUGACGCGGUUCGAUCUCGAGGGACGGGUGCUGACGUUGGAGACGGAUGGAUGUUUCGUCGUCUCGGCGUACGUCCCGAACUCAGGCGCGGAGCUCAAGCGUUUGCGAGAGCGAACGGAGACGUGGGAGCGCGCGAUGCGAGCGCAUUUGUGCGAGCUAAAGAAGGCAAAGCCGGUGAUUUAUUGCGGCGAUCUCAACGUCGCGCACGAGGAGAUCGAUCUGUGGGGGCGGCACAAGGAGAACGCCAAAUCCGCCGGGUUCACGCCCGAGGAGCGCUCCGCGAUGUCAACGCUUCUCUCCGAGUGCGAACUGGUGGACAGUUUCCGGCACAAACAUCCCGAUAAACGUGCGUACACGUACUGGUCCUACCGCGGUCGCGCGCGCGAGCUCGAUCGCGGAUGGAGACUCGAUUACGUUCUCGUCGACCGCCGGCUCGCCGAUUCCAUCGUCGACGCUGAAAUCUACCCCGACGUCACCGGAAGCGAUCACUGCCCCGUGAGCGUCACCGUGGCGCUGUAA